AUGCCCCUCUUGGUGGUGCUUCUCAGUCUGAUUCAGUUCAGAUUGCCAAAUUUACCACCUGAAUCAGAUGUUGUUCCUUUACCUGAUACUCCUUCAAAGACUGUGGCCUCACAUACAUCUCCAAUUGUUGUUCCACCUGACGUGUCAUCUGUUGACCCAUCUAUUCAAGCUAAUGCACAACCUAAUGUCCCAUCCACUACUCUACCUAUACCUCAGCUUAUUGCACAGCCUGCCUCGCAUACAUCUCCAAUUGUUGUUCCACCUGAUGUGUCAUCUAUUAACCCAUCUGUUCAAACUAAUGCACAACCUGGUGUACCAUCCACUACUCUACCUAUACCUCAGCCUGUUGCACAGCCUCACCUUGCCCCAUCUCAAGGUCUUAGGAGAUCCACUAGAGUGUCACACACCCCAUCUUACUUACAAUCUUAUUACUGCAGUCAAGUCAGUGCUUCAUCUACACUUUCUACUCCAGUUCUUCCUAAGAAAGUCUCUUCUGUUGUGGAGCCUACUUCUUAUACCUAA
Quercus robur (English oak) is the source of this 522-nucleotide messenger RNA. Its product is annotated as proline-rich receptor-like protein kinase PERK9. Lineage: Eukaryota; Viridiplantae; Streptophyta; Magnoliopsida; Fagales; Fagaceae. The coding region runs from base 1 to 522 and encodes 173 amino acids. The record is from RefSeq and is a predicted model, not a curated record. The transcript is spliced from 2 exons.